Molecule: messenger RNA, 408 nt
Organism: Wasmannia auropunctata (little fire ant)
Lineage: Eukaryota; Metazoa; Arthropoda; Insecta; Hymenoptera; Formicidae
Product: 17-beta-hydroxysteroid dehydrogenase 13-like
Exons: 3
Cellular component (GO): lipid droplet
Molecular function (GO): oxidoreductase activity, acting on the CH-OH group of donors, NAD or NADP as acceptor
Source: RefSeq, a predicted model, not a curated record
UGUAAUGUAGCAGAUAGAGAAGAAGUCUUUAGAGUAGCGGAGAAAGUAAAAAAAGAAGUAGGUGACGUUACUAUCUUGAUCAACAACGCCGGUAUAGGAUUUGCUAAAUCACUUUUAAAUCAAAGUUUCGAUGAAAUUGCACGUGUUAUAAACGUCAACGUGAUAGCGCAUUAUUGGACAUUACGAGCAUUCUUACCAAGUAUGAUAGAAAAAAAUCACGGUCAUGUCGUAGCAAUUUCAUCAGUACUAGGAUUUAUUGGAGUCCCUUAUGGAACAGCCUAUUGCCCUUCGAAAAGCGCAAUCAAAACAAUGAUGGAAGCUGUAUCUGAAGAAUUACGUGCAUUAAGUAACGGAAAAUCAUCAGUUAAAUUCACUACUAUUUAUCCGAGCCUAGUGCUUACCGGAAUA